AUGUUUAAACCCACAACUUAUAGCGAAUUAUAAAAAAGAAAGAAGAUGGUUAUUGGAAUGCAUAUGAUUGACCCCUCUGAUAGAUAUCAUUAUUUUAACAUUGUUGGAGGAAAUAAUUAAUUCAAAUAGAAAACAAGUUCCAUCAGUUAAUAACAUAAAUAUGAGAAUUAUACUCCUAGACAAAUGGUGACUUUACCUGUUACACCCAAUAGUAAAUGCCCUUCCUUUUUCGAGAAGUCCUAAUUACUAGUUUCUAAAUAAGUUAGCAUAACCCCAAGAAUAAAAUAAGUAAGAUAGCAAACAAAACCAGUACUGAUGUAAUUAAAAACUCAAAUAAUGGAUAAAAAAGGAAAUGAAUCAUUCAGACUCAAAGAAACAAUUACAAGUCCAGCUAAAAAGAAGUAAAAUGAUUUGAAGAAAAAAAUCUUAUUGGAGUUAGCUUAACCCUCAGAUCUUGACGAUUUUGUUGAUUAUGUAUGUAAUAAGAAAUUAAUAUGA
Paramecium octaurelia is the source of this 498-nucleotide messenger RNA. The record is from the annotation of a GenBank genome assembly. Lineage: Eukaryota; Ciliophora; Oligohymenophorea; Peniculida; Parameciidae.